AUGGCCUCGCAGUUGCGUCUUUUCGCGUUGCUUUACAAUCUUGUCCUUGCUGCAUGCGGUGUAGCACUGGCCUACUUAUUUACCAGCGUGCAUCGAGCUCCCCUGCCUCGUGAUGAAAUUGCAGCAUUGCCAACCUUUGACCAUGCAUUGGGCAGACCCGUGCUCUGGCCACAGGUGCAAAUUGAGGUGUCGGUAGAGGAAACCGAUUUCAGUGCAGAGGUGAUGCGCGCUUUUGUCGCCAUGCUGUCAGAAUCUUUACGCGGCAGAGCACAUGUGAAGGUUCGUGAUGAUGAUUCCAUCCGCACGGGUACGCCAAUGCAAUGUUUGGCGGCCGAUGUGAGGACAUGCUUAGAAUCUCUAGAGAUGCAGGCUUGGCGGCGUUCGCCUGGUCUUGGCAGCACGUUUGAGCUGGUACUCAUUAGUUCGAAAAGCGGGUCUUCCGUCAUCCUGGAUGCUGGCAAACGGGCUUUCGUGAGGUGGCAACAACAAUCGAUCUCUAUGGAGAAAAUGGUAAGCGCUGUAUCGCAUCACCUGGAGGCCAGCUGGUUGCGCCCAGAGGCGCUGAAUGAAGGAGUGGCGCUCUUUGAGAUCACUCCCGGCUAUGUUUUCAGCUUCUUUCUCGUGGGCGACUGCCGAAGCCGAGUGUCCUGGGACUUCGAGGUACUGUCACCAUUCCUGUCCCGUUUUCUUGAACGAUUACAGCUGAUUUUUGACAUCGACCUCAACUCGCAGGUUGUUCAGUGUGGCUCCUUGGGCACUCCGCUUGAGCCAGCUGAACCAGUGCAUGGGACAGUGGAUGCAACCAUGCUACAGGCAGAUUUCAUGCGAAGGACUGGCGAGUGGCCCGCAGACACACUUACUCGCGAUGCUAGAUGGCUGCCUCCAUUGGUGCGCCUGGUUGCUUUCAAGCCUUCCGCUGCAGUGAAGUUGGCCGAUGAACGAGGUCAGGUGCAACAUUCCUUUGCUCUGCAAGGCUUCGGAGCAGUUGCAAUAGCUUCUUGCGAGAACCAGACAGGUUCUGAAAGCUUCCAUCACAGUUUGACUUCAUGUGAAGCAGAGACGGUGACUUCUGGCUGGAUCUCCAGCCUGCGGUCUUGGCUCUCAUUACCGGCAAAUGAAUCUGUUGCUGAAGGCUCGCUGCAAGUUGACGCUGACAGAAACGGGGUGGCAUUGCUUGCUGCAAGACCUCGGCUAGAUGGGAUUUCCGAUUGGGAGUUCGAGAUCCUGGCAAGAGCAGUGCAUGCACAGUUUUUGAGAAGAACUGUGGAGACGCUGCGCAGUCUUGUCGAGUUGGUUGAUUCCUUGCCAGAUGUAGAGGUACGUGAGGACAUCGCAGCCAUGGCCUUCAAAGCGACCCAGAAAACCAAGGCAUCAAUCGAAGCCGCGGAGAGGGGUGACUUGCUGCCUUCGCUUGUCGAGUCUCGGCAAGCUCUGGUGCUGGCGCUGACCGCCAUCCAUGACGAUUCCGUGGUGUCACAGCUGUACUUCUCGUGGGAAUUCAAAUAUGCCGUGUAUUUACCAAUUUCGAUGCCCAUUCUGGUGCCCAUUCUGACUUCGACUUGGUUGGCAAAGCAUAGCCGAGAGGCCAAGCCUCUGCGCAAGCGGGCCGGCGACAUGGUCAUCGGUGGCUCCAGGUGCCUGAACGGCCGAGCGGAGAUUCGAGUAGAACGUCUGGGGACCAAGACCCUGCUGAGCCAAAUUACCGCUCUCGUCGAGCGUGCCCAGCUGAAUCGCGCUCCGGUGCAGCAUGUGGCAGAUGCCGUGGCCCACCGCUUCGUGCCGGCAGUUGUGGCGCUGAGUGUCCUGACGUGGGUCACGUGGUACGUGCUGGUCUACGUUGCAAAGACCGUAACACUCGCCGACAUCACCCGGAAUCGCGAAAGCUCGCAGCCGGAGCUGGACAAGGCGUUCUUCGUGCUGGAACACGGCCUCAACGUUUUACUGGUGGCCUGCCCCUGUGCCCUUGGUCUUGCCACCCCCACGGCAGUCAUGGCCGCGACUGGGGUGGCGGCGAAGUUUGGGAUCUUAGUUCGCUCCGGAGCGGUCCCUCUGGAACUGGGCUCCAAGAUUCAGCGCAUGGUGCUGGACAAGACGGGCACACUGACGACGGGCAAACCGAAGGCGGCUGCCUCGGCAAUGCUCUGCCCAUGGACUCAAGAGGAGCAGAGCUGGGAGAGACUUCUGAGCAGCUUCCGAGAAGCCGAGGAGCUCUCUUCCCGCCGCAAG
Symbiodinium necroappetens is the source of this 2226-nucleotide messenger RNA. The record is from the annotation of a GenBank genome assembly. Lineage: Eukaryota; Dinophyceae; Suessiales; Symbiodiniaceae.